AUAAUUUCUGCAGUCAGAUUGGAGAUGACCGGCCAAUCUCCUACUGUCACUUCAGCCCCAAUUCUAAAAUGCUAGCCACGGCUUGUUGACCAACCCUGGCUGAGAUGCUUUGCUUUGUGUUUGAUAGGAGUGGGCUCUGCAAGCUCUGGUCUGUCCCUGACUGCAGCCUCCUUCACACUCUUCGAGGCCAUAACACAAAUGUCGGAGCAAUUGUAUUCCAUCCCAAAUCCACUGUUUCCUUGGACCAAAAAGAUGUCAACCUGGCCUCUUGUGCUGCUGAUGGCUCUGUGAAGCUUUGGAGUCUUGACAGUGAUGAACCAGUGGCAGAUAUUGAAGGCCAUACAGUCCGUGUGGCUCGGGUAAUGUGGCAUCCGUCAGGGCGUUUCCUGGGCACAACCUGUUAUGACCGUUCAUGGCGCUUAUGGGAUUUAGAGGCUCAAGAGGAGAUCCUACACCAGGAAGGCCACAGCAUGGGUGUGUAUGACAUUGCCUUCCAUCAAGAUGGCUCUUUGGCUGGCACUGGGGGACUGGAUGCCUUUGGCCGAGUUUGGGACCUACGCACAGGACGCUGCAUUAUGUUCCUAGAAGGCCACCUGAAGGAGAUCUACGGAAUAAGUUUCUCCCCCAAUGGCUACCACAUUGCCACUGGCAGUGGUGACAACACCUGCAAGGUGUGGGAUCUUCGACAGCGACGCUGUGUCUACACCAUCCCCGCCCAUCAGAACUUAGUGACUGGUGUCAAGUUUGAGCCUAUCCAUGGGGACUUCUUGCUCACGGGUGCCUAUGACAACACAGCCAAGAUCUGGACCCACCCAGGCUGGUCCCCACUGAAGACUCUGGCUGGGCAUGAGGGCAAAGUGAUGGGCCUAGACAUUUCUUCUGAUGGGCAGCUCAUAGCCACUUGCUCAUAUGACAGAACCUUCAAGCUCUGGAUGGCAGAGUAGGCAAGACCAUGGGAGGACUCUGACCUUGUGUCUCACUAAGGAGCCAUCUUCCUCAGAGGAAAAGAAUUGUGUUGUGUCUAUCAUGUUUCCUGCCAAAUACCGUGUGUAGGAUUGGAUUUUCACGCCAGCCCCACUUCUGAGUAAGCCAGUCCUUAGGCAGUAGCAAGCCCUUCGUGGUUAGAACGCAGUUCUCAUCUCAGGUUCUGCCGUAAACUAUAGACAUUAUGUAGGUGUCUGCAAAACUUCAACACAUUUGAAUGGCCUCCCUCAGCACUCAGGAUUGUGACUAUUCUUUCAUUUUUAAUUGUUUUUUUAUUUGGCAUUUUGAGACAGAGUCUAUGUAUAGCCCUGACUGUCCUGGAACUUGGUAUAUGUGUCUGGAAGCUUCACAUUGUAAGUGAUCCCCCCGCCCCUGCUGUUCAAGUGAUGGUGUUACAGAAAUGUGCUGUUGUGCCUGGCAGUUGUGUAUUUUAUGCUUGAACUUGGCUCUCUAUAACACGGCGUGUGCUUGGGACUACGUGUGAUUCAGCAAGCAAGAUGGCUGAACUGUAUGAAAUCUCCCCAGUUCCGAGGGCAUGUGCCUGGCAGCAGCUCCUUUCCUGUUCCCAAGAAUAGGACUGGAGCCAUAGACUGCGUCUGUGCGAUGGCUCCACUGUAAAGCUGUCCCUCUUUGGUGGCAUCCACAGAGGAUGUUCACUGCAUCAGGAACUCAGAACUGCACACUGGGCCUUGUGAGAGCUCUUCCUUUUGGCUUUGAAGUUUGGCAUCCUUCGUGAUAAAACAGUCUGGCCAUUGUAUCCAGAUUCAAAGGAGUUUUUUAAAACAAACAUGAUGUAUGUGUUGUACAACCUCCUUCCUGUUGGUUAUUUAAUGGGUGUACUUUAUGUAUUAAAGAACACUUCAUGUCAAAGUAACUGGAAAAAAUUCUAAUUUAUGUUUGGGUGUUCCCAAACAUAAACUCUUUUGUGUAUACACACACAUACACACUUGCUGAGAGUAAACUCUUACUAUAAAACCUCCAA
Molecule: messenger RNA, 1966 nt
Organism: Rattus rattus (black rat)
Lineage: Eukaryota; Metazoa; Chordata; Mammalia; Rodentia; Muridae
Gene: Prpf4
Product: pre-mRNA processing factor 4
Exons: 8
Coding region: 105-944 (279 amino acids)
Biological process (GO): mRNA splicing, via spliceosome
Cellular component (GO): U4/U6 x U5 tri-snRNP complex
Molecular function (GO): U4 snRNA binding; U6 snRNA binding; protein binding
Source: RefSeq, a predicted model, not a curated record